UGGCCGCGCGUCCCAGCCAGCCCAGCGGUCCUCUAGUGCCUCCCGCCCAGCCUGUCCUGUUUCAGCAGACCUCACCAAAAUGCCGUCUCAGAUGGAACACGCCAUGGAAACCAUGAUGUUUACGUUUCACAAAUUUGCCGGGGAUAAAGGCUACUUAACAAAGGAGGACCUGCGAGUGCUCAUGGAAAAGGAGUUCCCUGGAUUUCUGUUAAAUCAAAAAGACCCUCUGGCCGUGGACAAAAUAAUGAAGGACCUGGACCAGUGCCGAGUCGGCAGAGUGGGCUUCCAGAGCUUCUUCUCGCUAAUCGCAGGGCUCACCAUCGCGUGCAAUGACUAUUUCGUAGUACACAUGAAGCAGAAGGGGAAGAAGUAGGCAGCAUUGAGCAGUCACGCCCACCCUGAGAAGAGUUCUCCCAAUGGGUCGCUUAGGGAAUCCCCCUGCCCCACAGCUUCCCCUGGAUAAGGAUUUCAUGAGCAGAUUGGGACCCUUAGAAAAUG
This is a messenger RNA of Rhinolophus ferrumequinum (greater horseshoe bat), 498 nucleotides long. RefSeq names its product protein S100-A10-like. Lineage: Eukaryota; Metazoa; Chordata; Mammalia; Chiroptera; Rhinolophidae. The transcript has a single exon. Bases 80 to 373 code for a protein of 97 amino acids. Gene Ontology annotation, cellular component: cytoplasm. The record is from RefSeq and is a predicted model, not a curated record.